Mesoplodon densirostris (Blainville's beaked whale) is the source of this 753-nucleotide messenger RNA. Its product is annotated as GTP-binding protein SAR1b-like. Lineage: Eukaryota; Metazoa; Chordata; Mammalia; Artiodactyla; Ziphiidae. The transcript has a single exon. The coding region runs from base 33 to 629 and encodes 198 amino acids. Gene Ontology annotation, cellular component: endoplasmic reticulum exit site; COPII vesicle coat. Gene Ontology annotation, biological process: intracellular protein transport; membrane organization; vesicle organization. Gene Ontology annotation, molecular function: GTP binding; GTPase activity. The record is from RefSeq and is a predicted model, not a curated record.
CUCUCCAAUCGCAGACCCUAUAAGAUUUGGCUAUGUCCUUCAUAUUUGACUGGCUUUACAGUGGUUUCAGCAGUGUGCUACAGUUUUUAGGAUUAUAUAAGAAAACUGGGAAAUUGGUAUUUCUUGGAUUGGAUAAUGUGGGAAAAACAACAUUGCUACACAUGCUAAAAGAUGACAGACUUGGACAACAUGUCCCAAUGUUACAUCCCACUUCAGAAAAACUAACCGUUGCUGGCAUGACCUUUACAACUUUUGAUCUGGGUGGACAUGUUCAAGCUCGAAGAGUGUGGAAAAACUACCUUCCUGCUAUCAAUGGCAUUGUAUUUCUGGUAGAUUGUGUAGACCAUGAAAGGCUGUUAGAAUCAAAAGAAGAACUUGGUUCACUAAUGACAGAUGAAACUGUUGCUAAUGUGCCUAUACUGAUUCUUGGGAAUAAGAUUGACAGACCUGAAGCCAUCAGUGAAGAGAGGUUGCGAGAGAUGUUUGGUUUAUAUGGUCAGACAACAGGGAAGGGCAGUGUGUCUCUGAAAGAACUGAAUGCCCAGCACUUAGAAGUUUUCAUGUGUAGUGUGCUCAAAAGACAAGGCUAUGGAGAAGGCUUCCGCUGGAUGCGGCAGUACAUUGAUUAACACCAGCCCGCAUCGGUUCAAGGUCUCACCAUUCAGGCCUACUCAGAGAUUUGAUCACUCAACAUGCAUAGCUUGAAUUCGAUAGACUUUUGUUGGUUAGAAAACAGAUGUUUUUUAGAUUAUU